GUGACGUUCUCCAGUCGCUUGCUUCACGCCGCUUCUCAUCAUUCGACGUCACUUCCGAUGCAAUUCACGUUGUUUUGGGUGAAAGUUGUUUGUAAACGCAACACAAAUAAUGGUUGUACUGCUUAAAUGAAUUACCGAAUCAAAUGUAGGACGGACGUUGUUUAUAUCACAUUACAGAAGUGCCCUGUUUCACUGAGCUGUAGAGGAAACCGGCGUUUAAAAGGACCGAGUUGUAGUAACGUUACGACAAUAACAGCAAAGUCGCCGGUGUUGUUACAUGACAACUGUCAAAGCUCACAGGCGACUAUUUUCUGCUUUUUUGUCACAAAUUACAUCAUAAAACCGACCAAAAAGAAUGAUCAAGAGUUUACCCAUAAAUGUUCAAGCACAGCUGCGCUCUGGUGUUGCUAUUUUCUCAUUGCAGCAGUGUGUGGAGGAGCUCAUAUUAAACAGCAUUGAUGCUGGAGCAACAUGUGUGGCUGUCAAAAUAGACAUAGAGGCCUGCAAGCUUCAGGUCAUUGACAAUGGCUCAGGAAUGUGCCUGGAGGACAUGGAGAAAGUUGGACUACGCUACAACACAAGCAAAUGCAGCUCCCUGGAGGAUUUGGAUAAUCUUCAUUUUUAUGGUUUCAGAGGAGAAGCCAUUUCCAGUAUAGUUUCCCUUGCAGAAAUGGUGGAAAUAUCAUCUAGGACUAAGCAGUCUGUGAAAACGUAUGUUAAAUCCUUUAAUGAAACAAAUGCAUUGGAGGUUUUCGAAGCUCAAACUGUUCGCCCUUCUGCAGGGACGACCGUCUCAGUCUACAAUCUCUUCCACAACAUGCCAGUCCGUAGAAAGCGAAUGGAUCCUGUUUUAGAAACCGAACGAAUCCGUCAGAGAGUGGAGGCCAUAUCUUUAAUGCAUCCAUCUGUGUCAUUCACAGUGAAAAAAGAAAAUUCAGCACACAUGAUGGUGCAGCUCUCUAAAACAAGCAGUACCUAUUAUAGGUUUGUCCAAAUUCAUGGCUUAAAUCGAGCCCAAAAGCUUGGAGAAGUCAAUUAUGAGCACGAGCAGUUCCAAAUAACCGGUCAUAUAGGCCGUGAGGGCCAUUACAACAACAGUUUGCAAUUUUUAUUUGUAAAUGAGAGGCUUCUUCUAAAGACACGCAUUCAUAAAACACUAAACUGCCUUUUAAAGAGAGUAAGCGGUGCUGCAAGGCAAAACAACAGCCCAACCUCAUAUCCGGUAACAUCCAGCCCCAAACAGAAGGGAGGAUAUGAUCUCCAUGGCAUUUAUGUGAUAAAUAUCAAAUGUCAUUACUCAGAGUAUGACAUAUGCCUCGAACCAGCCAAGUCUCUGAUAGAGUUCAAAGACUGGGAUAAUGUGCUCAUCUGCAUUGAAGAAGGGGUAAAGGCAUUCCUUACUAAAGAAAACCUGGUGUCGGAGUUAAACACGAUCAGUAAUGAUGGUCUACCAUGUAGUCCAGUAAGAAAUGCAGAAAGCUCAGAAAAACAAAAGCGCAGUUCUGAGGAAACAAAUGAAGCAUGUGAAACGAUGAUUGAGAAAAAUGAUUCAAGUGUUGUGGACGUCGCUGAUGGUGUGCAAAUGUUAGAGCAGGAAUCAAUAUACACUGAAUCGGAUGCAGGAAAAGCACUUCAGAGUGAAGAUUUGCCUUUUCAGACCACACUUGUUGGUGCUGCUGAAAUUAAUAACAACCACAAAGAAGAUGAAAAUGCAGUUUGUUCAAAUAUAAGCCAUACUGAUUCACCGCUUGCUGUAAACAAAAAUGUAAUGGGAAGCAAAUCGCACAAGAUUUCACUUCCAGAAGCACAAGAUAGUUUGCAGAAAUUCUACACCCCAAAUAAAACCUCUCCAAAAAAGAGAAGGAUGCCGUUAAAUGACACCGAAGAAGACAAACAUGUUUUUUAUGGUGGUCCCUCAAAGACAUUUAAAGCUACACCACCUCGUAAAUUAACCCUGUCUUUUGAAACGGGAUCUCUUGACAAGUUCAAAAGGUUGUUUGGGAAAGAGGCUGAGAAAAAACAACCAAGCACAGAAAAAACAAGCCUUCUAAAUCCAAAUCCCAAUGACCGCUUUGUAGGAUCUACAUCGUGUUUGGAUGAUCUACACCAUCCAGUAUUGAGGAACAGUUCAGGUCAUCCUACUACACACAGAUCUACUGAAUCUUCAUCGCUGAACAAGAAAAACAAAAUAUCAUUAGCUGCCAAAUGUUCCUAUUUAAAACAGGACAAAGAGCUCUGCAGAGAUUCAAACUUCCUUAAACGGGACCUUUCAUCUUUCCCACCCUCACAAGACUCAUGCUUUGAAGAAUUAGAAAAAACCCUCUUAGAUGAAGAUGUUUUAUUUGGAUCAUCUGGAAUUGUUGAUUCUGUUGACUUUCCUCUUAUUGAACAGGACACAGCAUUACCAUCUGUUGCAGAAGAAUCGCACCUCUUCAACAACAAUGUGACUUUCUUUAUUGGAAAUGAGAGCAGUGUUGAUGAAGCCAGCGUUGCCUCUCAGCGUGAUCCUCAACACAGCAUUGCAGGAAAUGAAGGUCAGACUACAAACGAAAGUGUUGAAUCAAUCCCAGUGUCCAACAGCUGGUUGGCUCAUUACGAUAGCUGGUUAGGAAAGCUGGUUUAUAUCAAUCAAGUAACAGGGCUCAGCAAGUACAACUCUCCCCCUAUGGAGGAGACUCAAGUGCCAUGUACCACAGAUGUCACUAACAUGGCGGUCAGUGUUAUUUCAAAAGCAGGCUUUGAGUACAGGUGUUAUCCAUUUCAAUCAGACAUUGUACUUCCCUUUCUGCCCAAGCCCAGAGCAGAAAGAGCCUUUAACUCAGGGACAGACAGCAGAGAGGAUGCCCAAGCUCCCGAUUCACUGUCGACUUUAUUCUCAGAAUGGCACAACCCUGUGUUUAUACGACCACCAGAGGUUGCUGUUGAUGUAACCAGCGGCCAAGCAGAGGGUCUUGCUGUAAAAAUCCACAAUAUUCUUUUCCCCUACCGUUUUACCAAGAAUAUGAUCCACACAAUGAGAGUCAUCAAUCAAGUAGACAAGAAGUUUCUUGCUUGUUUGAUAAAUACAGCAGGGCAGAACACCUCUGAAAGCAGUACGGAUGAAGGGAAUCUUCUAGUGCUGGUUGAUCAACAUGCUGCCCAUGAAAGAGUUCGACUAGAGGGUUUAAUAGCAGACUCUUACGAGGAUGACCCAGACACACCUGGAAAAAAAAGGCUGUGUUCCUCACGUGUAACCCCACCUUUGGAGAUUAAUGUAACCGAGGAGGAAUUGAGACUUUUGAGGUCUUGUCAGGGUUUCUUGAGAGGUCUUGCGUUAGAUGUGAGGUUUCCGAAAAGUGAGUCACUGAGUGUGUUUUUGGAGAGUCUGCCCACAUGUUUCAUAGAGAAAGAAAGCACAGAGCUCCGCCGUGGAAGGCGCUCGGUAAUUAAAACCAUUGCAGAGGACUAUCUGCGAGAACACAUUGAGCUUUUUCGGUCAACAGGAAGAGUGAGAGGAAUUCUGCCUCUGACAGUACAUAAUGUGCUUGCCUCACAGGCUUGUCAUGGAGCAAUUAAAUUCAAUGACGUUUUGAAUAAAGAGGAGUGCUGUAGUCUGGUGAGCUCGCUUUCCUCUUGUCGGCUUCCUUUUCAGUGUGCUCAUGGAAGACCCUCCAUCGUCCCUCUGGCAGAUCUGCACCACCUGGAAGAACAGCAGGAUAUUCCCAAACCAAAUCUGAAGAAACUAAGAAGAAUGUACAAGUCAUGGCAGCUGUAUGGACAAAAUCAAUAUUUUGCACAGAACAAAGCAUAAAUCUAUAAGCAGAAACCUCUUUUGUAUUAAAUAAUUUAUUUUAAUAGAGAUAUUCUGGUGCUUUUAUUGCUGGGUGGCUUUUAUUUUGUUACACCCUUCGGCGCACAUAGUUGUUGGCAAAAACAACUCUUGUGGGAGAGAAAAGCCAAUAAUAAAGGACUAUACUCGA
Messenger RNA from Danio rerio (zebrafish), 3959 nucleotides. The record is from RefSeq and is a predicted model, not a curated record. Lineage: Eukaryota; Metazoa; Chordata; Actinopteri; Cypriniformes; Danionidae.